Messenger RNA from Setaria italica (foxtail millet), 2345 nucleotides. RefSeq names its product putative receptor-like protein kinase At4g00960. Gene Ontology annotation, biological process: protein phosphorylation; cell surface receptor signaling pathway. The coding region runs from base 830 to 2233 and encodes 467 amino acids. Gene Ontology annotation, molecular function: ATP binding; protein kinase activity. NCBI's taxonomy places the organism in Eukaryota, Viridiplantae, Streptophyta, Magnoliopsida, Poales, Poaceae. The transcript has 7 exons. The record is from RefSeq and is a predicted model, not a curated record.
UCGAUUGCCUGUGAAGUUUGGAGCUUCCGUUUCCAUAAUUAAGUGUAUAUCUCUGAUGGUUUGUAAGUCUUUAUUUGUAUCUUUUUACGUGAUACUGUUGCUGUUAUUCACGUAUGAUGUCCCUAUAUGUAGAGACUUGAUCCUGACAUACAUAUAGGUAGCAUUCGGUUUUGCCUUUAAAACCGGGUGUGACAGAAAUGCCGCACCGGAGUGCGCGGCUGGCUGGGGGCCAGAUACUCUGUUUUAAAAAAAAAUAGAGGCAAGAUACUCUGUUUCCAUGCAUCAUCUGUCAUCAUGCAGUCUUCUGCCGUAUUUGGUCCAACGCGGUUUCCUUGAAAGUCCACGCCCACCCCCGUCCCGUCAAUUUCCUGGAGUUGAGCUUCCACAGGUUUCCUUCCUGGAACUUUCGUUCCACGCGGCUAGGUAGCUUGCAAUAAUGCAAGAUGGUGUUGGGGGCUAGUGGAAUUUGCGCCAUAACUUGAACCACCAGACCUUCAUUCCUAGCAACACCAAGAAAUCAAAGUCUCAAACACUGCCAGUAUCAACUCUGUCUUGUGGUGCCUGUCUGGAUAGCCCGAGUUCUACAUAGGUCAGGUGGUACUGGGAAAGGUAAGAGUUUUACUAAUGUGAAGAGCUCUAGAAAAUUGCUUUUCAUCUUUGCAUAAGCUGGAUAUUAGUAAUCUUUUCGGGGUGCUGACCGAGCGGAUAGCUAGGAGACCAGGCAGGCAGCAUCGCUUCCUCUCUGCCUGCUCAAAGGAGGAAGAGGUGUGAAGCGAAGGCAAAGACGAAAUAAGAUUAUUGUUGUUGCAGUCAACCGCACAAGAGCAAGAUGGCUGACAUUGCAUUGGGCAGCGUGGGGAAGAUCGUUGAAAUCGCGCUCAAGAUCAAGCAGGCCGUGGAGACGGUUAAGCAGAACGAGAAGGAGUGCCGUGACAUCCAGAGGUGCGUUGCCAGGGUCAGCGCUCUCCUCAGGAAGCUUGACGAGAUGACGGAGAUGAUGAAGGAUGAGGUGAUGCGUGACGCGCUGGAGGAUCUGGCCGAAUCCCUGGAACGCGCCCUCAAGCUCGUCACGGAGUGCCAGCGGAAGCGCAUCUUUUGCCGUUUCUUGGGAGCAGGGGACAUGGCCAGGGAGCUGGGCCGGGUCCAGGAUGAUAUAGUAAGGAAACUGCUGCUGGGGAACUUCGCCACCAGUGUCCAGACCAUCACCAUCAUGGUGACAAACAUUCAAUCUGCUGGUGGUCCUCCUCCUCCACCCCCACCCCCACCCCAGCGGGAAGUGAUUAUUGAUGGCUCCACAAAGUUCAGUUCAUCUGAAUUGAAGGCCGCUACAGAGAACUUUUCGGAUGGAAACAAGAUUGGAAGUGGUGGCUUUUGUGAUGUUUACAAGGGUGUCCUGCAGGACGGACAAGUCGUUGCCAUAAAAAGAUUGCAUCGUUUUGAUUUCAUGGGAGGCAACUGGCGAUACGAUGAUGUAAUUACUGUUUUUGGAGAUCUGAAGCACAAAAACAUAAUUAAACCUGUGGGAUAUUGCUACGAAGUGACAAAGUCCGUGAACAGCCAUAAAGGAAGAUAUUAUAUACAUGACCACAUAGAAUUUUGUUUUGUAGAAGGAUACAUGGCAAACGGAAGUAUGGAGAAGAUUAUCAACGGGUCUCGAUUUAUUGGUUGGUCCUGCCGCUUCAAAAUGAUUCAGGGGAUAGCCCAGGGGCUACAUUACCUACAUGAGCAACGUGUCGUCCAUAGGGAUAUCAAACCAGACAACAUCCUCUUCGAUUCUGAUAUGAAUCCUCGGAUCAGUGAUUUUGGCGUAGCUCAAAAGUUGAUCAAUAAACUUAACUGCGAGGAAACCUUGGUUGGCACACCGGGUUACAUGGCUCCAGAAUACCUGUACCGAGGAGCUGUGUCAACGAAGUGCGAUGUGUAUGCUUUUGGCAUCACCCUCCUUGGGACCAUUAUUGGCAGUAUGAUCAUGUCUGCGCCCCCUAAUCUAAGCGAAUUAAUUAUAUGGGCUUUCGAAGCUCGGGAUGAUGUACGGAUGGAGUUGUUUAAACCGUCAUUGUGUUGUUGCGAGUGUCAGCUAAUGCAGAUCAAGAAGUGCAUGGAGGUUGGGCUCCUGUGUGUUGAGAAAGACGAAGAACGUAGGCCCACCAUGGCGGAUGUGCUUGCGAUGCUAAAUGGUGUGAAAGAGUUGCCAGCUCUAAAGCGGCCAUGUGGCAUAAGAAACUUCGAGUAGGACGGAAGCGGUCCAGCAACCUUAUUUGUCCGGAUUGCUUGUGGCUUUAAUUGUCCCUAAACGUGUGCCUCUAAUGAUUUGGCUUGACCGCUUGAAUUACUUUUUACUCCUC